AUGACAUUUGAACGGUAUAUUGCUGUAUCUCGUCCACUAAAAGCUAGUCAAUUAUGUACUAUUAAACGUGCAAAAUAUGUUCUUUCAACAAUAUUUUUACUGUUUUUUCUCAUUAAUUCUCAUUUUCUAUGGACAUUUCAUUUAUCCGUUGAGUCAUACUGUAUGCCUAUAAACGAUAAUUCUCUAUUUAUUAAAUAUUUUACUUGGAUUGAUAGUUGCAAAUAUUCAUUUUUACCAUUUUCAAUGUUAAUUUCAUUGAAUAUUUUAAUUAUUCGCAGCCUUUUACGUAGUAGACAAAAAAGUAAACUAUUACAACAAUCAACAACGUCUACAACGUAUCCUAUCUUGUUUUCAUCAUCCGCAAACAAUAAUACCCACAGUAAUAGUCAUACAUUGCAACAUAAUCACAAUUAUCGUCGUGUUAAUCGACGAUUAACAUCGAUGUUAUUGACUGUCUCAUUUGCUUUUUGUAUCUGUUCAAUGCCCAUAUCGAUAAUGCAAAUAAUUGAUGCUAUUUAUCCAAAUAUUGAUAAACGUUCCAUUCAAUUAACAGCGACGAUAUCGAUUGGAAAAAUUAUUGCAGAAAUAUCGCAAUAUAUUAAUCACAGCAUUAACUUCUUUUUAUACGCAUUUACCGGACGGAUAUUUCGACAUGAACUUCACCGUCUAUUUUUAUUUUGUUUUUGUCAUCAUCGUCUUCAGCCUUAUCAAUUUUUCACAGCAAAGAAGAGUGCAAGAGAACAAAAUCAAUUAUAUUCAAAUACGACAAGAUCAAUCUCUCAUAAACGUCAUCUAUCAACAACAUUAGAUACUGAACGAACUCGUCGAUUAUCCUCGAUUGCAUUAACAAGUUCCUCCAUCUAUCCGCAUGUCGCUAGUCCACGAACAUCAAUCGUUUCUGAACAGUGUCGUUAUUCUUUUCUCCAACGUUUUGGUGAAGAUGAUGAAACAACAAAUAUUGCAAAUUCAUUAAAUGUAUCACAUCACCAACGUAACGAAAUACGUAUUUCAGAUGUAUCAAGUGAAACAACACAAACACUUUUAGACUUAAAGCUAAAGAAAAUCGAUAUAGAAGCAAAUGAAAAUAAAACAAAGAUGCGUGCUGCUCUAAUCACGCUAGUAGAGACAAUGAAAAAUCAGAAUCAUAUACAGAAAACGGUAAUAAAAAGUCCAACAAAAAGCUAUAUAUACGGAAUGACUGAUAUGCCCACAUAUCGAUUGCGUUGA
This is a messenger RNA of Didymodactylos carnosus, 1227 nucleotides long. The record is from the annotation of a GenBank genome assembly. NCBI's taxonomy places the organism in Eukaryota, Metazoa, Rotifera, Eurotatoria, Philodinida, Philodinidae.